This is a messenger RNA of Closterium sp. Yama58-4, 2751 nucleotides long. Lineage: Eukaryota; Viridiplantae; Streptophyta; Zygnematophyceae; Desmidiales; Closteriaceae. The record is from the annotation of a GenBank genome assembly.
AUGGAGCGACCCGGUCCCACGUCUCCGUACCGCCCUCGGCAAUCUCGAGGUGUCAACGCUAACGCCCCGCCUCCUCUCGAGGUGUCGAAUGAGACGACUCAUAAGUCACCGUACCGCACUCGGCAGUCUCGAGGCGUCAAUGCCAACGCCUCCCCGUCUGUUCCGGAUCUUUCGACUGAGGGGCCUCAAAAGUCCCCGUAUCGCCCUCGGCAAUCUCGAGGUGGCAAUGCCAACGCCCCGUCUCCUCUCGAGGUGCCGAAUGAUUCGACGCAUAAGUCUCCUUACCGCCCUCGGAAGCCUCGGGAAACGAAUGCUACCGCCUCCCCGUCUGCUCCUGACGUGGCAACUGAGGCGACUCAGAAAUCCCCGUAUCGUCCUAGGCCAUCUCGAAGUGGCAAUGCCAACGCCCCGUCCCCUCUCGAGGUGCCGAAUGAUUCUUCGCAAAAGUCUCCGUACCGCCCGCGGCCAUCUCGAAGCGGCAACGCGAGGGCCGCGUCGUCUCCUCCCGUUGAGGCAACUCCCACUCCUGGCGACUCUGGCGAGGCUCCGCUACAGCUAGGGUUCCUCGCCACCCUUUCCAGGUCCAAGAAAUGGACCGACGACGAUCUGCCGGCGACGGACGCGCGACCCAAAUCCGCUGCCGCGAACACCUCCUCGUCGCACGCGUCGCAAGGGCCGCGGCCAAGGCUGACGCGAUCGAACGCGUCGACGUCGCGCGCGCCGCCCGCGGAAGGAUCGAGCCCGCACAGAGCAGAGGUUAAAAAAAGUUUGGAGGGGGAGGAGGAUUUGAGCAAGGUGGCAGGUGUGGCAAAGAAAUGGGUGAAGAAAGCAAAGGAUGAUAAGGCGAAAAAAGGGAAGGAUGGGGAGAGGGGAGGAGAGAGUGAGGAUGAUGAGGAGGGGGCGAUUGUGAGUUAUGGGACUCAGGUGAAAGACGCCAGAAGGGGUAUUGGGGGGUCCAAGGCGGAGGGAGUCAGUUGGGAGGGGUUGAAAGCGGCUGCAGGGUCGAUAGGAGGAGGGUUUGGGGAGGAGAGUGAGGAGAAAGAAGCAGGGGGAGGGGGGGGAAAGGCCCGCCCCAAGACUCCCCCGCUUAGCUCGUCACUCAAUGGUGGUACUUUGAAGGCUCCUCCCCCUCCCCCGCCCCCCCCUGGGGGCAAAGGACCUCCUCCGCCCCCUCCCCCGCCCUUUCCCCCCGGAGCCAAGGGCCCCCCUCCCCCGCCCCCGCCCCCAGGCUCCAAAGGCCCCCCUCCGCCUCCCCCUCCCCCAGGGCGGAAGGGCCCCCCUCCCCCCCCGCCUCCCCCAGGCGCUAAGGGCCCGGGGCCUCCCCCUCCCCCGCCUCCCCCAGGCGCCAAGGCCGCAGUUCCCCCUCUCCCUUUGCCUGGGUUCACGGGGAAGGGUCCUCCUCCGCCUCCUGGGGGGGCGUUUGGGGGGAAGCGCGCGCUGGUGGACUGGGGGGGCGUGACAAACGCGGAUGGCACCAUCUGGGCCUCAGAGCUUGACUUUGAUAUCGAUAUUGGGGAGUUGAAGAAACAGUUUGAGCCCAAAGCAGCAGCUCCUUUUAAGAAGGCAGAGCAGCCGGUGAAGAAGCAAGUCAUCCGCAUUAUCGACAUGGGCAAGUCGAGGAACGUGGAGAUUUCUCUUCGCAGCAUGAAGCUACAUCCGCACGACCUCGUGAUUGCAGUGCUGAGUGUCGACACGUCCACGAUAGGCGAGUGGUGUGACAGCCUGGUGGAGACUCUGCUGAAAUACGGCCCGGAUGACAAGGAAAAGAGGCUUCUGCGGGAGUUCAAGGGGAACGUGGAGGACUUGGGUCCGUGCGAGCAGCUGUUCCGAGCGCUGCUGGGAGUGCAGCGGCUGGAGCCGAAGCUUAAAGUGCUGCAGUACCGGAUAUUCCUGGCAGAGAGGGCACCAGAGCUUGCGGACACGAUCAAGUUCGUUACCCUUGUCUCACAAAAGAUCCAAGAGUCACAGAAGCUGCAGCACGUGCUGCUGGUGGUGCGGGACAUUGGCAACAAGCUUAAUGAGGGCACCAAGAAGGGCAAGGUGGUCGGGUUUGCUGCCAACGAUCUGAACAAGGUGGCCAACACCAAGGGCUUCAUGGCGUACCUCAUCAAGGUCCUGAGUCAGUGCCGCCCCGAGUGGCUCUACUUCUGGAAGGACUUCACCGAUGGGUCUCGGAAUCUGCUCAACGAGGCGAUUAAGGUGGAUCAAAAGGGACUGGCGGAAGUGAUUGGGGAGCUUGACAGAGGGAAGGUGCUUGUGGAGCGAGAGUUGAAGGAGUGUGAGAAGAUGGCCGAGGAGGAGAGGAAGAAGGAGGAGGAGAAGGAGAAAGAGAAGGAGAAGAAAGCGCAAGAGGGGGAGAAAGGAGAGGGAGAGAAGGAGGGUGAGGGUAAGGAAGGAGAGGGGGAGAAGGGAGAGGGAGAGAAGGAGGGUGAGGGUAAGGAAGGAGAGGGGGAGAAGGGAGAGGAGAAGGAGAAAAAGGAGGAGGAGAAAAAGGAGGAGGAGAAAAAGGAGGAGGAGAAGAAGGAGGAGAAGGAGAAGGAGAAGAAGGAGGAGGAGAAGCGGGAGGAGGAGGCAUUGCCGUUGAAGCAUGCGGACACGCAUCGAGCCAUGCAGCUGUUUUAUGAGGAGGAUGUCGUUAGAUGGCAUGCCAGCGUCCACAGUCUUAUGGGAGAAAUGAACGCCAGUGCUGAGAAUCUCGCUCGCAAGUUUGGCUCGGACCCUAAGACAACUUCCUUUACACUAAUGAGUUAA